Messenger RNA from Aedes aegypti (yellow fever mosquito), 1184 nucleotides. RefSeq lists its product as uncharacterized. Gene Ontology annotation, molecular function: zinc ion binding. Gene Ontology annotation, cellular component: nucleus. The coding region runs from base 115 to 1101 and encodes 328 amino acids. The record is from RefSeq and is a predicted model, not a curated record. The transcript has 2 exons. NCBI's taxonomy places the organism in Eukaryota, Metazoa, Arthropoda, Insecta, Diptera, Culicidae.
UCGGAGUGGACAGUUCGGUAUGUUUUGUAAACAAUUUUUUUGCGCGGAGCCAUCGUUUGCUUCACUGUUUUAAAUUAUUUGAAUAGAAAUAGUACGAUUAAAAGUGAUAAAAGCAUGAUUAACGCAUGCUGUGUGCACGAUUUUCCGGGGAAUGUGCUGGAGAAACUGGAAGACACCGAAGGCGGCUGUAGUGCCUCCAGCAGCAGCACAAGUUUUAUCAUGCAUCCGUUUCGCAUCGUCCCGGAUUGCAACCUUCCAAAGACAACGCUAGAGAAACUACCAAAAGAUGAAAAUAAUUGUUCAGUGGCGGCCCCUAGAAUUACGGAAGACAGGUUCAACCCUCCGGUGCUGGUGAUAGACGAUUUGGGCAAAGUCUGUCGGCUCUGUCUGGAAACAGACGAACAAAACACUCAUGAACCGCUUUUCGCCAAAGAGGACAUCGCUGACUUCAUUGGGCAAUCGAUUGGGAUAGAGAUUCAGCCCAACGACGGAUAUCCGCAAAUGAUUUGCCAGACGUGUAUCGAGAGGGUAACGUACAUCCAUCGCAGUCGGGAGUGGUUCCACAAAAACGACCAGUUCUUGAAAGCGCUGGUCGGAGAGUUAUCGAACGAUUCAGAAUUACCGGAAACGGUUCCGACCGAAGAAACGAACCUCGGCGAAGUCGCUGAACUGUUCGACUCAGGAUUCCUAGAAGCUGAGGAGGUCACUCUCAACGAAUUAGGAAUGACACCGGAGGAGAACAAUAACGCUCCCGAAGACGAACCCUUGGCGCGAAGGAAACGUUCGCGGCGAGUCGGUGUCAAAUCUCGAAAGAAACCGCGAAGACCUCCGGAUGCUAGAUCGGAGAUGAUUCGGCACUGUGCUGAGCUGGAGAGGAUUGAUGGCAAACUUUGGUGCCCUUGUGGGGCGUCCUAUGAGGAGUUGAAGAUGCUCUGUAGGCACAUUUGGGAGGACCACGACAUGGGUGGCCAUGUGAAGCCGAAGCGUCCGACCGCCUGGGUUCCUACGCCAAAUGUGCCGGCCAAUCCGCUGCUGCUGGAAGAGAUGGCCGCUGUUUUCAAUAUGGAUUGCGCCAAGACACGGAGACUUCCGGGAAAGUGAUGUGGGGGUUGAUGGAGUCGAAUGGUUUGUUACAGAAGAUUAUGGUGCCAGAAGAUAGUUCAUAAAUUGUUGAAUCAAUUCAA